This is a messenger RNA of Homarus americanus (American lobster), 1790 nucleotides long. Its product is annotated as glyoxylate reductase/hydroxypyruvate reductase-like. Gene Ontology annotation, cellular component: cytosol. Bases 349 to 1323 code for a protein of 324 amino acids. The record is from RefSeq and is a predicted model, not a curated record. Lineage: Eukaryota; Metazoa; Arthropoda; Malacostraca; Decapoda; Nephropidae. The transcript has 9 exons. Gene Ontology annotation, molecular function: hydroxypyruvate reductase (NADH) activity; glyoxylate reductase (NADPH) activity; NAD binding.
UAUCGGCAGAUAGCUCAAGUGACAGCCCGGCCCAAAACCUUCACUGCGUUGGUAAAGACCCAGAUCACCUAUAAACACCACCAAUUGUGUGCACAGCUUUUGAUUUUACCAUCUCUACAGCAAGAUUUGAGAAGGUAAAAGUAGUCCAUCGGUCUCAGGUGCCGGCAGGUGAUUCUUGGUGCCUAGUAAGAACCAAGAAAUCAUCAGGUGUAUCCAGGCACAGUGUGUGGUUCAGAACUAAGGUAAAGAGAGUUAUGGUUUGAGAUUGACUGAGUAAUGUCUCCGUCGAUGGUAGUGAGCAUAGCCAGCUGGAUCGCAACUAAUAACCUAUAAAAGUCCACUGCCACCAUGUCAAAGCCUAAGGUGCUCAUCACCCGAUCAGAUAUACCACAGAAAGCGCUAGAUUUAUUAAAUAAAGAAUGUGAAGUGGACAUCUGGCCAGGAACCUUCCCAAUUCCAAGGAAUGAACUGCUGAAGAGAAUUUCUGGGAAGGAUGCUCUCUUUUGCCUCCUUACUGAAAAAAUAGAUGAAGAGGUGUUGGAUGCAGCUGGACUAAGUCUUAAAGUGAUUGGCACAAUGUCAGUCGGACAUGAUCACCUGAGUUUGGAAGAGAUAAAAGAACGUCGUAUAAAAGUGGGAUAUACUCCUGGUGUCUUGACUGAUGCCACUGCAGAGCUCACUGUUGCGUUACUCUUGGCAACGUCUCGCAGGUUGAUUGAGGCACACACGGAGUUACUCAAUGGAGGCUGGGCUAAAUGUGCCUGGUCACCUCUGUGGAUGACAGGUUGGGGUCUAGCGGGCUCAACUGUUGGUAUCUUUGGAUUGGGUCGGAUUGGUCAAGGUGUUGUCCGGAGGUUGCAAGGCUUUGGUGUCAAGAAAUUCGUCUAUAAUGGCCGUUCCCGUAGGAAGGAAGGUGAAGAACUGGGUGCUGAGUACGUUUCCUUCAGUGAACUGCUGCAGGAAUCGGACUUCAUUGUGGUGACUUGUGCUCUCAAUGAUGAAACACGUGAGAUAUUUAAUGAUGAGGCAUUUAGCAAGAUGAAGAAGUCUGCCAUUAUUGUCAACACUUCUCGAGGAGGUGUUAUUAAGCAAGAGUCCUUGAUCAAGGCACUGAGGACCAACCAGAUUCGUGCUGCAGGACUGGAUGUGAUGACCCCAGAACCUCUCCCACCAGACCAUGAACUUACCACUUUGCCGAACUGCACACUGAUACCUCAUAUUGGGAGUGCUGAAACAACAGCAAGGGAAGGAAUGGCUCUAUUGACUGCCAGCAACAUCAUCGCUGGAUUAGGGGAUUGUCCCAUGCCAGCUCGCCUCUGUUGAGGGAUUCUCAUAACACUAUUACAGUAGUUUAUAUUUGAAAAGGAAAUGUACUGUCCCCCAAAAAAUUAUUGUUAGAUUUUCCGUUGCUACAAUUUGGAAUGCUUGACGAAAUGCUCGCCAUAUUAACAACCAAAGACCAUAGAGUAAAUAUAGGAAAACUUGGCUGAGAUGAACUGAAACCAUUGUGCACAAAUAAAAAAGAUGCCAGAUAUUCCCAUAAUAGUGCCAUCUAUUGAACCAGCAGAGAAUUAAGUUUAAGGAAGGGAUACUGAAUAAUUUUAAUGCUGUAUCAUUUACAAGUCUCCAUCAACCAUAUAUGAGUAGCCCUAUAUUGUAUUUUCUGGUUUCAGAAUACACAGUGGUCCCUCGGUUAACGGAAUUUUGGUUAACGAAUUACCUUCCAUAAGAAUCUUCAAUUUGGUUAACGAAAAAAAAUUUGAUUAACAAAAUCCUUACGAAAAUCACAU